This is a messenger RNA of Striga asiatica, 3093 nucleotides long. The record is from the annotation of a GenBank genome assembly. NCBI's taxonomy places the organism in Eukaryota, Viridiplantae, Streptophyta, Magnoliopsida, Lamiales, Orobanchaceae.
GUCCCCUUCUCUUGCCUCACCUCAAUUUCUUCCCCCAACGAGACGAGCUAUCAUUUCCCUGUAUGCGCCAUGUCCCGCCGCGCUGCCGUCCGAUUAGUCUCACUUCCCAGCGCCUUCUCAUCCUCCGAGUCCGCGGGGGACGAUUUAUUCAAGGCGACUUGGAGGCUGAUUGUGCCCGACCUGGGCCCACCCAAAACUCCUUUGGCCAUCAUGCAGCCACGGCCUUCCACAGCUCCAGACCUCUCUGUCAACAUGGUUUCCAUAUAUUCCCCGGUGAUAUCCAAUAGACAGUGUUAUCCCAUUCAGCAUCGCGGAUACUAUUGUAGUACUGAAGUGCCACCUUCAUCUCAAAUUGCCCAUCAUGUCCGCCUUGGAGACAUCAAGUCAGCAAGAGAAUUGUUUGACCGGACCCCAUACAAAGAUGUCGCAUCAUGGAACUCUAUAAUUUCUGGAUACUUCCAGAGCAGUAAGCCUAACGAAGCCCAGAUCCUAUUCAAUGCAAUGCCCGAGAGAAAUAUUGUUUCCUGGAAUGGAUUAAUUUCCGGGUACAUAAAGAACGGGAUGAUUCAGACAGCUCGAGAAGUGUUUGACACAAUGCCCGAAAGGAAUGUCAUAUCCUGGACUGCCAUGGUCCGAGGCUACGUGGAGGAGGGAAUGCUUCUGGAGGCCGAGACCCUGUUUUGGAGUAUGCCUGAGAAGAAUGUCAUAUCUUGGACCAUCAUGUUGGGCGGGCUGCUCCAUGAAGGCAGGAUCGAAGAGGCAAGGAAACUUUACGACUUGAUGCCUGUGAAGGAUGUCGUUGCAAGGACUAGCAUGAUUGGUGGGCUAUGCUCCACGGGCCUUUUGGAAGAGGCACGCGGGAUUUUUGAUAGCAUGCGGAAUAAGAAUGUGGUUUCGUGGACAACCAUGAUCUCGGGCUAUGCACAGAAUGGAAAGGUUGAUCUUGCAAGGAAACUCUUUGAGGUCAUGCCUGAAAGAAAUGAGGUUACUUGGACGGCAAUGCUUAUGGGUUAUGUUCAUUGUCGGAGGAUUGAGGACGCGUGGGAGCUUUUCCAGGCUAUGCCAACUAAACCGGUUGUUGCUUGCAAUGCAAUGAUUGUUGGGUUAGGUGAGAAUGGAUAUGUCUCGAAAGCGAGGGAAAUUUUCAACUUGAUGAAGGAUAGAGACGACGGGACAUGGAGUGCUAUGUUAAAAACUUAUGAGCGGAAAGGGUACGAAAUGGAGGCCCUUAGUCUUUUUCGUAUGAUGCAGAGAGAGGGAGUUAGACCCCAUUUCCCCUGUUUGAUCAGCAUUCUUUCAGUUUGUGCGAGUCUUGCCACUCUGGAUUACGGCAGGCAGGUUCAUGCUAAAUUGAUGAGGUGUGAGUUUCAUGACGACGUGUACUUGUCAUCCGUUAUGAUCACCAUGUACAUGAAAUGUGGUGAUGUUUUCAAGGCCAGGAUAGUUUUCGAUAGAUGCUCGUGCAAGGAUAUAGUGAUGUGGAACUCAGUCAUCUCUGGCUAUGCGCAGCAUGGUCUUGGAGACGAAGCUUUACAAGUGUUUAGAGAUAUUUCCUCAUCGGGAAUUCAACCAGAUGAAGUUACGUUCAUUGGAGUCCUCUCAGCCUGCAGUUACAGUGGAAAGGUUGAAGAGGGUAAGGAAAUAUUUGGGUCCAUGAAGUCAAAAUACAUGAUCGAACCAAUUACCGAACAUUAUGCUUGCAUGGUUGAUCUUCUUGGGCGAGCGGGCCAGUUGGACGAGGCCAUGCGUUUGAUCAACAAUAUGCCCUUAGAGGCGGAUGCCAUUGUUUGGGGUUCUCUCAUGGGUGCGUGUAGGAACCACAUGAAUUCUGACCUGGCAGAAAUUGCUGCAAAGAAACUUUUUCAACUCGAGCCUAAAAAUGCCGGCCCUUAUGUCUUGCUAUCGAAUAUUUAUGCCUCAAGAGGUAAAUGGGAGAAUGUUGCCCGACUGAGGAAAAACAUGAGGUCCAGGAAGGUGAAGAAGCCACCUGGCUGUAGCUGGAUUGAGAUCGAAAAAGAAGUACAUAUGUUCACUGGUGGAGAGAUGCAAACGCAUCGUGACCAUACGGAGAUUGUUAGGAUGUGGGAGAAGCUAAGUGGGAUGUUAAGAGAAGCUGGUUAUAAUCCUGAUGGCGCCUUUGCUCUACAUGAUGUGGAGGAGGAAGAGAAGGCACAGAGCUUAAGACAGCACAGUGAGAAGUUGGCUGUAGUGUAUGGACUUCUGAAGCUUCCUGAAGGGGUGCCUAUUCGUGUAAUGAAGAACCUGAGGGUUUGUGGGGAUUGCCAUGCGGCUAUUAAAUUAAUUGCGAAACUCACCCGGCGUGAAAUAAUUUUGAGAGAUGCAAAUAGGUUUCAUCAUUUCAAGGAUGGGCUGUGCUCUUGCAAGGACUACUGGUGACUUUGUGAAAGCUGCACUUGAUUGUUGUUUUACUUUGGUUUCUAAAGGGUUUUUGGACGAUGAUGCUUUAUUCGUUAAAAUCUGAACACAUUUGGGACAGUGCACUUUAAAGUGGGAAUCCGAAUUUCUGUAGAAUAGUUUUCAAGUUGAAAUGAGUGCACCAAGGAUAUCCGUUGUUUCUAAUGGAUAACACUAUGAGCAACUGGAAAAUAACUUUUUGGUGGCAUAUUGGAGUAGGAACCCUAUUAAACGCACAGAAAACUGAGUCUCGCCUUCAUCCGUCUCUUCAUGAGGAAAAAGAAGUUGGUAGAGCUGAAAGAGGCUGUGGAGAAGUCAUGGAACGAGUCUGAAAGGCUAGAAAGGGAAAUUGCUGAAGUUCAAGAGCUGAAGCCAGGGAAUCUGUUGCCAGCCUUACUGAUGAAAUUAUCAAAUUACGAGCUCAGAGCGUUUCAGGUGAUAGAGUUGGAGAGUUCAAAGGAAGGUCUCCUAGACGAUAAACUACAGUUGACACAAACUGUUUCCGGUCUACAGUUGCAAAUCCGUAAUCUUGAGAAUGCUGCUGCUAUUCAUCUGUCAUCUGUGGACAACAAAGUGAUGGAAGCUGCAUGUGCACAGGUUGAGAAAUUGGUUUUGGAAUAUUCAGAGCACGUUGUAAAGGGUACCUCGACAUGGAGUACUUCAGGAGGCAGCAGCUGA